UGGUGUCUGCUCUCCGCUGGCAUUACUGCGAUUGAGGGGGUCGCCGAUGGACGCCGCCGCACUGCAGUACGGCCGUAAAUUGUGGUAAUUGAUUUCAAUUUGUUCCACAUGCCGCUUGAGUGGAGAGCCCUUCGCCAACGAUGUUUGAAACGAAGCUGAAUCUCGGCGCGGCUCACAUGGUCGCGGAUUCCACCACCCUGGGAAUAGACGGACGAGAUGUGACCAAAACGAUGAUUUGCCGAGCCUGUCUGGUGCUCCUGGGCCCCCAGGAUGCCUGUUACAAUCUGGACAGUGAACAGGACUUGGCUAGAAAGUAUUACGGCUGCACUGGUGGCGAUCCGGGCAAGAAGUUCCGCCUGCAGGAUGAGGAUUUGCCACCCCAGUUGGUCCUGAAAAGCAUCUGCGAAUGCUGCUACAAACUGGUGCAAAAGUUCCACGACUUUCAACGCAUGUGCGAAGAGUCCUCGCGCAAUUUUGAGAAGCUGCUCUUGGACAUCGACUUUGAAUGCCUCAGGCAGCAGGAGGAUACCCUGAAAAUACCCGACUUGGACACCCCCUCGGAAAGUAACGAAUCCACCACUAAUCAGGAAGCCCAAAUGAACACAGCCUGCAUCGAAUCCACUGAGGAAAUUGAGGAAGUGUUAAUAAUCGAAGACGAGACUGCCAAUCGAGAUCUUGAAAAUGAGAAGAUACCCAUUUCGUCCCUUAGAAAUGUGACAGGGGAAAGGAAGCGAAGAGUGAGACACACCCUCAAGUGCAACGUUUGCCAUCGUGGCUUCUACAAAGCGUCGCUGCUGGAAGCCCAUAUGAAGCAGCAUGAGGGUUUAAAGCCAUAUACCUGCGUCCUUUGCGGCAAGAGUUAUGCGAGGUCCAAUCUGCUAGAUGCGCACCUGCGGGAGGUGCAUCAUAAUAACUCCGGGCGAGUAACCUAUCCCUGUCCAGCCUGCCAUAAAGUGUACACGGCCGACCGAAGUCUCAAAUAUCACUUAAAAAGGGCACACGAAAGGACUUGUAGAAUAGAAUCGCCCGAUUCCCUGCACAUUUGUGAAAUGUGCGGCAAAUCCUUUGUGCGAAAGGCACUGCUUACCCGCCACCAAAGAAUUCAUGAUGAAAAGGAGCAUCGAAAAUACCCCUGCGAAUUCUGUGACCAAAAAUUCUACACCAAGGAGAACAUGAGGGAUCACCUGCAGCGCAAACACGGAAAUAAGAAUCUACUAAGAUGCCGAAAGUGCGGACGCAUUUUCAGCAGCAGACUAUCCUUAUCCACACACCUGACGAUGCACGAGAAUUAUGUAGUUCAAUAAUUUGUUUUAUUUGUGGUUUCAAUAACAUCAAGCUAACUCAA
This is a messenger RNA of Drosophila elegans, 1345 nucleotides long. Its product is annotated as zinc finger protein 2 homolog. The transcript is spliced from 2 exons. Gene Ontology annotation, cellular component: nucleus. Bases 141 to 1304 code for a protein of 387 amino acids. Lineage: Eukaryota; Metazoa; Arthropoda; Insecta; Diptera; Drosophilidae. The record is from RefSeq and is a predicted model, not a curated record. Gene Ontology annotation, molecular function: zinc ion binding.